Molecule: messenger RNA, 1799 nt
Organism: Condylostylus longicornis
Lineage: Eukaryota; Metazoa; Arthropoda; Insecta; Diptera; Dolichopodidae
Gene: TfIIFalpha
Product: general transcription factor IIF subunit 1
Exons: 3
Coding region: 141-1739 (532 amino acids)
Biological process (GO): transcription initiation at RNA polymerase II promoter; positive regulation of transcription elongation by RNA polymerase II
Cellular component (GO): nucleus; transcription factor TFIIF complex
Molecular function (GO): TFIIF-class transcription factor complex binding; RNA polymerase II general transcription initiation factor activity; DNA binding
Source: RefSeq, a predicted model, not a curated record
UAUCAAAAAACAAUUAAAACGUUUGCACUAUCCUAAUGCUACAAAAUAAUAAAUAUUCUUUAAAAGUAACAAUCAAAGUUAAUUCAAAAUUAAAUAUCUAAAGUUUUAAGUAAAUUGUUUCAAAAGUAAUUUUAAACAAUAUGACCCCGUCUCGACCACAGGGAUCAUCCCAGGCAGUUGCUCAUGUGCAGGAGUUCAAAAUACGAGUCCCAAAAAAUUCUAGGAAAAAACAUCAUGUUAUGAGAUUUAACGCCACAUUAAAUGUUGAUUUCGGCAAAUGGAAUGCUGUUCGUAUGGAAAGAGAAAAUAACAUGAAAGAAUUUAAAACAUUGGAUGAAGAUAUGCCUAAAUUUGGAGCUGGAUCUGAAUAUAAUCGUGAUUUACGUGAGGAAGUACGGAGAAAAAAAUUUGGAAUAAUCGCAAAACGAUAUAAGCCAGAGGCGCAGCCUUGGAUUUUAAAGGUAGGGGGAAAAUCUGGUAAAAAAUUCAAAGGGAUUAGAGAAGGUGGUGUAAGUGAAAAUGCUGCAUUUUAUGUGUUUACCCACGCUCCAGAUGGAGCAAUUGAAGCAUAUCCUUUGCAUGAAUGGUAUAACUUUCAGCCAAUUCAGCGUUAUAAAUCAUUAUCUGCUGAGGAGGCUGAACAAGAAUUUGGUCGUAGAAGAAGGGUAAUGAAUUAUUUUUCGUUGAUGUUGCGUCGACGAUUAAAGGCGGAUGAUGAACCUGAAGAUCCAGAAGAAAAAGUCAAUGCUAAAGGCAGUGGUUCAAAAAAAUCGAAAGAAUUACAAAUUAGUGAAAUGGAUGAAUGGAUAGAUUCGGAUGAAGAUUCUGAAUCGGAAGAUGAAGACAAAGAGAAAAAAAAGGAAGACAGUGACGAUGAAGGCAAUUCCAAGAAAAAAGGGAAAAAAACUACUGAUAAAAAAAAGAAAAAAGAUCGUGAUUUGGAAGAUGAAGCGUUUGAGGAAUCUGAUAAUGGUGAUGAAGAAGGUCGUGAACUUGAUUACAUUUCCGAUUCUAGUGAAGAUGAACCAGAUCCAGAAUCAAAAGUCGUAAAAGAAUUAAUAUCCGUUGGGGAAGAAGAUGCGUUGAAAUCAUCAGAAAGUGAAGAGGAAGAAGAAAAAAAGUCAGAGGAAUCUGAUGAAGACGACGAAGAGAAGAAGAAAGAAGGAAAAGAUAAAGAUAAAGAAUCAAAAGAUAAAAAGAAGAAAAAGAACAAAAAGAAAAGUAAAGAUGAGAAGAAAGAUUCUUCUUCUGAUUUUUCUUCCGACAGUAGUGAGUCUGAUUUGGAAUCUAAAACUAAAAAGAAAAAAGAAGCUUCAACUAGUGGUAUAUCUAAAGAUUCUCGCGGAUCUUCUCCAGCUGUUUCAAGUCAAGAAGCUAAUAAGCGUAAAUUCAAUAACAUGCCUUCUGAUUUGACGGGGUCUGAUAAUAGUAAUAGUCCUAUAAAUACUCCUGCUAAAAAACUUAAAAUGGAAACUCCAUCCUUACCUCCAACUUUUGCUGGUGUAGUAAAUAUGAAUAAUGCAAAAGAUGACUUUGGCAUAACAGAAGAAGCUGUAAGGCGUUACCUUAUGCGCAAACCAAUGACUGCAAGAGAAUUGAUUACAAAAUUCAAAAAUAAAAAGAAUGGUGUAGCAAACGAAAGACUUGUGGAGACAAUGACACAAAUACUUAAAAAGAUUAAUCCUGUAAAACAGACAAUACAAGGAAAAUUGUAUUUGAGUAUUAAAGCUGCUAAGUAGUAUUUUUAUAAGUUUAGGUGUAACUUGCAAAUAUUUUAUUAAUAUACAUUUAUUCGGGUA